Molecule: messenger RNA, 3620 nt
Organism: Zeugodacus cucurbitae (melon fly)
Lineage: Eukaryota; Metazoa; Arthropoda; Insecta; Diptera; Tephritidae
Product: neuropeptide SIFamide receptor
Exons: 4
Coding region: 743-2875 (710 amino acids)
Biological process (GO): visual perception; G protein-coupled receptor signaling pathway
Cellular component (GO): membrane
Molecular function (GO): G protein-coupled receptor activity
Source: RefSeq, a predicted model, not a curated record
AAAAUUCGAUCAUUAUCAACUCAAUAACAUUUCUUUUCGCAGAACAGUUUUUAUUCAAAGCAUAUUUUCUCAAGUUUUGCGUGGAGUUGCAGGCAUAUUUAUGUUUGUAUUUUAUUUCAUUUCCAUCAAUAUAAUUGGAAACUUUUUAGCUUCUUGGUCGUUGUAGGGAAUUUUGCCAAUUAAACUAAUUGUGGCUUGUGUAUAAUAACCAAAUGGCAAUGCCAAUUGAGAUGGCUGCAUAAUUAGAUCAAAAUUCAAUGGAAAUUCAUAUUUAAUAUUUUAUUUGCUGUCAAUGUAGAAGGUACACGGAGCAAGUUAAGAGUUCCAGAAAAAUAAAAGACACAAACAAACAAAUUUUGGUUUUGGCCAACCCACACACUUACAACUAAUCCGAUUAGGCCAACAAAUAGCGAAGAAGGUAUUUCACCCCCGAACACCAGCGAAAAUUGUAAUGUGUGCAAUGAAGCGUGCAUGUAUGAAGACACGACAUGUCGUUACCGUUAGUCGUUUAUCGACCGAAAACAACGCCAGCUUCAAGUCCAGCUGGCAAUAGCCGGCUUAAACUGCCACAGUUAGGCAGCCGAAAUUGCACAAAUAAAAUGUUUGCUCUGACAGAAGAGUGAGGAAAAAACUCAAAAAGUUAUACAAUAACCAGCAAGUAGUAGUGGUAGCAACAGAACAGCAACGACAAUAGUGUUCAACGACGAGCGAUUGAAGCAUCAAAUUUGAAACUGGUGUUGAAAUGGGCAGCAGCAGGAACAACAACAGCAGCAAUACAGCAGAAGCAGUUGGUGAUUGCAUUUCUAGCAGCGGCAAGAGCAGCAACAAAAACAAUAAUAACAAUAAUAAUAAUAAUAACAACAAAAAAGCUUGCAUUGCAGAACUAGGGGCCAAAUAUAGACAAAUAAAUUCACGGGAUCAACCAGUAAAUGUAGUUGUUGUUUAUAAUUUGGUGCACAAACAGCAAAGCGUGCAACAGCAACAGCGACAGCGUCAAAGGCUCAGCAGCAAAGUGGCACGGAAAAUCAACGAAAACAAAGUGUUGAUAAUUAAUAAUCCACAAGCACAACAACAACAAAACAAAGAAGUGCAAGCGAACAAAACUGUUGCCGUCAACGCCAACAGCAGCUGCUGCCAACACAUCAACUUUGACACCGUCAUAAGCAAAAUAAGCAGCAACAUAAUUGCCUUGGACGUGUUGCCCGGGGCACAUACUGUGGGUGCAUGCAACAUUGCUCAAAUGGUGACCACGUGGCGUGUCAAGAAUAGCAAUCGACGAAGGAGCGGCAUCAACAAGCGUGCAAGCAACAGUUUGAGCAACAGCAACAACAACAUGAACAACGCUCCGAGCAUGUUCAACACGUCGCCAAUUAUAGGAAGUAACAACAACUACAACAACAGCAGCACCCCCACCAAUAAUAACACCAACAGUAACUUUGGUAGCCAAACUGGUCGCGCCAUUAUGUCCGUUGCAACUACAAUUGCCUCCACGUCCGCUUCGAUGGCGUUGGCCAAUAUACCCAGCAAUCUAUUACCGCCCACUGGCACGGUCGUCGGUUUUGACAACAACAACACGAGCAAUAACUGGUCAGCUGAUGGCGUUAGUUGGCCGACGUUGAAUCAAUCAGCGACGAACAAAGUCGAUUUAAUUGAAAUGGAUUUGGCAAAUGAAACGUUAAGUGUUGCUUACCCUGCGCUAAGACGUUACCAUGGCGACUAUGAUGUUUCAUAUAUAGCGAGAAUAAAUCCAUUUUGGUUACAAUUUGAACCGCCAAGCACCCGCACCUACUACAUUAUGGCCAUAAUUUAUAUCAUCAUAUCAAGCGUCGGUUGUCUUGGCAAUUCACUCGUCAUAUUUAUGUUCGUACGCUGCAAAUCUUUACGCACACCUGCUAACACAUUGGUUAUCAAUUUGGCUGUGAGUGAUCUUCUCAUGCUAAUGAAAUGUCCCAUAGCGGUCUUUAAUAAUUUCAAGCAGGGGCCAGCGCUCGGUGAUAUUGGUUGUCGCAUUUACGGAUUUGUUGGUGGACUAAGUGGCACCGCGUCCAUAGGGACUUUCACAGCCAUAGCACUCGAUCGGUACAAUGUGGUCGUGCAUCCACUUGACCCACUUCGCAAGACGGCCAAGGUGCGUUCAGCGUACAUAAUCACAUUGAUUUGGAUUUACAGUUUUGCGUUCUCCAUUGUACCAGCGCUGGAUAUAGGCCUGUCUGUGUAUGUGCCCGAAGGUUUCCUCACCACUUGUAGUUUCGAUUAUCUCGACAAAGGUUUGGGGCCACGCAUAUUUAUGUUCUCAUUCUUUGUGGCCGCUUGGUGUGUGCCCUUCGGCAUCAUUUGUUUCUCAUACUUCUACAUACUGAAAGUGGUGUUCGCCGCCAAUCGCAUACAAUCCAGCAAAGACAAAAAUAAGACUGAACAAAAAUUGGCGCUUAUCGUGGUGGGCAUCAUCGGCUUGUGGUUUCUAGCCUGGACACCGUACUCCAUCGUUGCUAUGCUGGGCGUUUUUGGCAAACAAGAAUAUCUAACGCCACUGGGCUCCAUGAUACCGGCGCUCUUCUGCAAGACCGCCGCCUGUAUUGAUCCCUACUUCUAUGCGGCGACACAUCCGCGUUUUCGCAUGGAAUUUCGACGCUUGUGGCUGGGACGCGGCCAUUUGCGGCGCACCUCAACGACACGCUCCUCGUAUCUAACACGUUCGUCCACGCGUCGUUUACGCGUUAUCAGUGAUGUGGACGUGCGAAAUCGCAGCAUUGAAAAUGCGAAAAAGCAAAAUAAUUUACAGGCUCUUCAAGAAGUGACAGAGGAGAACGAUGAGGAAUAUGAUAUUUCAAUAAGGGGAAAUUUUAGUGAUGGGAUUGAGCAAAGUCGUUUUUAAUAGAAAGAUGUGUAUAUAAUGACAUGUAAAUAGCUCAAUUGUUGUAGUUGUUGUAGUUGCUGGAAAAUGCUGUUAUAGCCAAACAAAAUAUACGUAAGUAUUCUAAGUAUAUGCAUAUUAUUAUUAUAUUAUUUAAAUGUUUAACUGUGCGUAGAUAAUAUGUGAAUUAUGAGCGAGUAGAUAAUGUAUACAUUCUUAAUCUCAAAUAAUUUAAAAGUAUAUGUACAUUGAUGCGUAUAAUGGUUUAUGUUAGGCUUAAUAACCACCUGAGUAUAUAUAUGUAAUGGAAUUUAUCUGUUGAAUAGCGUAGUUAAAUCUAGAGACAACAUAGAGAAUUAAAAGUAUGCCAGUUAAAGCAUUAAUUAUGUAAUGUAAUUAGCGUAUUUUUUAAAAGAUUUUCGGGCUAAAUUAGGGAAAUCGAACUUUAAUACUGAUCCGUACCUACGAAGAUGAACUCUGAGAAUUAUUAAACGAAAACGUGAAUGAUUUUAAUUUCAGUACAAUGGCUAAGGAAUGCCUUUUAUCAUUAAAGUCAAAUUGGGAUCUACACCGAAAACUAUAAUUAGAUAGAGAGUUUUAUAUAUACAAUAUAUACAUACAUAUUCAUUAAAGACCACACACAGAUCAGAAUAUUUAUUUUACAAUAAUUACAUAGAUCUUUCAAGUUUACGUCUGUGUUUCUUCUUGAUUGACAUCGCUCCAAUAUGAGGUGAAGACAAGUUCCUUCAGAUUAUGUAUUAAUGUA